Molecule: messenger RNA, 1233 nt
Organism: Papaver somniferum (opium poppy)
Lineage: Eukaryota; Viridiplantae; Streptophyta; Magnoliopsida; Ranunculales; Papaveraceae
Exons: 1
Coding region: 1-1233 (410 amino acids)
Source: RefSeq, a predicted model, not a curated record
AUGAAUGAGUUUCGUAGUUGGAUCUCUGAUAAUGGUUUGGUGGAAGCGGAUACUAUUGGGAAGAAAUAUACUCGGACUAAUUGUUGGAGUGGAAUACAUAGAAUCGUUUCUAAGCAUGAUAGGGCAGUUAUAAACGAUGCUUGGUAUGAUAAAUAUGCAAACUGGAGAUGCAAAGCUUUGCCAAGAAUAUGCUCGGAUCAUUCCCCUUUGAUUGGCUUUGCUUUUGACAGUCCUAGGCCGAAUAGAUCUCCUUUCAGAAUCCAAAAAAUGUGGCUAUCUCAUCCAUCUUUUAUGAAUUUUGUUGAGGAGAAUUGGAGUAUAAGGCUGGAUGGUGCUCCUCCUUUUGUUUUUACUUCGAAGUUAAGAAGACUUAAGGAUGCGCUUAAGAUUUGGAACAGAACUGUUUUUGGAGAUGUUCAGUUUCGUUUGAGGCAAGCUGAAUUGAUUCUUGAAACCGAGAGUGAUAUUCUGGAUCAACAAGUUAGUAGUGAGGUACAGUUUUUGAAGGUUGCGGAUGCUAGAAAUGCUGUUGAUGAGGUGCGCACUGAAUUGGCGGUCAUGCUAAAACAAAAAUCGAGAACUUCUUGGUUGGAAGAUGGUGAUCAAAAUACUCGAUUUUUCCAUAACAGCAUCCGCAUGAGGAGGAGUCAAAACACUAUUUCUAAACUGAAGAUUUCUUCUAACUCUACUUUGAUUUUGCAGGAUGAAACAAAGGAUUACAUUGUUGAUUAUUACCGUGCUAAAUUCAAUGGUGGAGACGUGCAUAUUGAUCCGAGGCUGUUUGAGUAUGAUCAUGAGCGCAUUUCAGCUGUUGAAUGUGCUUUUAUGGAUGUUAUACCAUCUAUGGAGGAGGUUAAGGGAGUUGUUUUCCAUUUAGGCGCUGAUUCUGCACCUGGUCCUAAUGGCUUUACAGGUUCUUUGUAUAGGCAAUGUUGGAACAUUAUUUCAAAAGAUCUCUUUAAUGUUAUUACAAAUUGUUGGGCGAUGCGGAAAAUCCCUAAUGGCAUUAACUCAAGUUUUAUUGUUCUAAUCCCAAAGAAUAAAAAAUCUGAUGCUAUCAAAGAUUAUAGGCCAAUUGGCUUAAGCAACUUAUUCUUCAAGAUCAUUACGAAGAUCAUGGCUACCAGACUUGGUACGGUGCUUAAUAAAUUGAUUUCUGAAGAACAAGUGGCGUUUAUGAAGGGAAGAAAUAUACAUGAGAAUAUUGCUUUGGCGUCGGAGAUGAUCAAUUAG